AAUAUCGCCAAACACACAAUGCAGCUAUUUGCACUCUUGAACUCCAUUUAACAAAAACAUUAAUAAACAACUAAGUGACCGUGUACCAUUAUUAGUGCAGGCUUACUUAUAUUUACUUAUUUCGCCAACCGCGUUAACACAACACUGCACAGUAAAUGUUCAGGGGUCACCCGGAUAUGGCGUUUUACGUAAACACGCCAGAGGUAGUGGCGUUUUGUAUUAAACUGGAGCGCGGAGUGGGUUACUUUAGUGUACACAUCUGUCACAGUUGAAACAAAAACAGAAAUUUGAUCCAUGCACAGAAAGUCACGCUUUCAGAAUAUGAGCGGUCAGGAGAGACAUGGGGCUGAAGCAAAGACAGAAGACUCAAUUCCCUGUGGUACCUGUACCACUAUGUGUCCUGUCUCAGAGGUUCGGCGGCGGGAGACAGAGAGGCAGUUGCAUUGCUUUGAGAUGGAACGUGGGACAGAGAAAGAUCGCAAGCCCCGUGCUGAUCUCUCCCGCACUGUUAAAGAGUACUCGCGUCCUGCAGCUGGUAAAGAUAGCACCAGAGCCUGUGACCUGCGACCUCCAGACGUGCUGUUCAAAACAGUGUGUUACUUGGUGGAUGAGAUAGCGGCCUCAUCUACACUUCAGCCCUGGACUGAGGUCUACAGCUUUGUGUUCGACCGUUUGCGCAGUGUACGGCAGGACAUGGUCAUCCAGCGUGUGUCUGGCAGGGAGUGUGUAGCGGUGCUUGAGAGAACAGUGCGCUUCCAUCUCUACGCAUCAUACCGACUAUGUGGUGCACCUCUGCAGCUCUUCGACCCACAUAUAAAUGACACACACCUGCAGGAGUGUCUAAGCUGGCUGUUGGAAUGCUACAGCGAGGGACAGUUUGAGCAUCAGGCAGAAUUCCAGGCCCUCAGCCUGCUCUACAACCUGGGUUCCACAAGGACACUGCAGCGUUCCCUUGAGCUGCCAGACAAAAUUCGUCUCACUCCUCCCGUUCAGUUGGCUCUGGCGAUUAAUUGGGCUUAUAUGGAGCGCAACCCUGUGCGUCUCCUACGUCUGGCCCAAAAACUGGACUUCAUACAAGCCUGUGCCCUUCAUAGACACCUAUUGUCCUGCAGGAGAGAUUUGCUUCUGCUCUACAGCCAUGGAUACAACAGCCGAAACUGUCGCUUUCCCGUCCAGAAGUUAGCAGACAUUCUCGAUCUGGAGUGUUCACUGGCUGGGCAGCUUUGCCUGGCACAUGGACUCCAAGUGAGCGGGGACUGCGUUGUCUUCUCUAAAGCCUCCUUUAGUGAGAGCCCUUGUAAAGAGCUGCAGUGUGAACGAAUGCACAAAUUGGUGAAUGAUGAGCAACAAGACCUUUCAGUUGGCAACAUCAUUCAUGGCAUUGCCUGAACACGUGAUUUUAAAAAGGGUGGUUCAAUCAAAGGUAUUUACAUUUUUUAUAUACUGUAAGUUUACUGUUUUUAAUUUGUUUUUACAUUUUUUUAGGUGUACAGUAAUAAAGAAUUUUAUUCAUGGUUUUUGGCAAAAUACAAUUUUCUGAUUUUUUCUUCAUAUGACUUAGACCUUCCUAAGAAUUACAAACUUAUGUGGUAUCUCUAAUUAUUUGCAAAUUCUGGCCUUAUAAUUGCUACUGCUGAGUAGUAGAUCUCAUCUUGUGGUAUGAGAUUGAUAUUUCUCCUUUCUAAGUCUUCUUAAAAAAUGUUUUUUUGAUACCUUUACCCAUUGGCUUCUUGGUUUGUUGAUGUCACUGACUUGUUUUUUGGUGAUUUAUUCACAGCUGUUACAAUGUUUUAACCAGUAGUUUCUUCUAUUUAUUUAUUUAAUUUUUUGUGGUGGAGGGCGUGGUGUUCACAAAUUGUUGUCUUGUAUUUAUACAAUUACAGUUUUGUGGUCUUGGUGUUGGUUUAUCUUUUUUAACAACAAAUGCAGUCUUCACAGGCGAAAACCAGGGCUGCAUCCAAGAAUAGACAUUCACAUUAAUUCUAUAAACAGUUAUUAAAACAGACCACUUGAAACACGUUAUUUUUGAUUACUUGAAAAAUGAGUGGGUUCAAACAAAAUAUGUUCUUUUGUUUAACACAACUAGGUGUAAGUAUAAGAAAAUAAAAGCUGAAAUUCUGA
Messenger RNA from Tachysurus fulvidraco (yellow catfish), 2121 nucleotides. RefSeq names its product SAC3 domain containing 1 (gene sac3d1). The transcript is spliced from 4 exons. Gene Ontology annotation, cellular component: centrosome; nucleus; spindle. The record is from RefSeq and is a predicted model, not a curated record. NCBI's taxonomy places the organism in Eukaryota, Metazoa, Chordata, Actinopteri, Siluriformes, Bagridae. Bases 295 to 1389 code for a protein of 364 amino acids. Gene Ontology annotation, biological process: spindle assembly; centrosome duplication.